AUGGACAAGAACCUGUUGGAAGACCAGCGAUAUGUGCAAAACAAAACCCCGAAACGAAGCUGGUGGAUGAUUCUCUGCGCGGCCGUAGCUACUGGCUGGUUUGCUUGGCCGUAUCUGUGUUGUUCGCCUCCACUUAGGAUCGAGGACAGAGUGGAGCGCAUCCUAUCACAAACGCCCUUGAUCGACGGUCACGAUGACUUCCCCAAUUUCGUUCGGGAGGUCUUCCAUAAUCGCAUCAAUGAUCGCAAUUUUACUGAUGCCUUUGUCAAGGGCACGCUGCCAGGCCAUGUGGAUAUUCCUCGGCUGCAGAAGGGCCGCGUCGGUGGUACCUUUUGGAGUGUCUACGUGCCAUGUCCUGCUGAUGGAGCCAACUUCUCCGACGAGAAUUAUGCAGCAAGUGUGCGUGAGACGAUCGAGCAGGUGGAUGUGAUGUCGCGUGUUCAACAAGCCCAUCCCGAGAUCUUCUCGACGCCUCCCAAUGGCACCACUGCCUUGUCAGCUUUCCGCGAAGGAAAGAUAAUCUCACCCCUGGGCAUGGAGGGCCUGCACUCCAUCGGAAAUUCCCUUGCCCAUCUUCGGAUCUUCUAUGAACUGGGCGUCUCGUACGCAACUCUGACACACAAUUGCCACAACCGUGAGGACGGCAAGAGGCUGAUUUCGGAGAUGAACCGCCUUGGAAUGAUUGUUGAUCUAGCGCAUGUGAGCACGGAGACUAUGCGGGAUGUCUUGGGCGCCGGAAAGUCCGAGUGGACUGGUAGUCGUGCUCCAGUGAUAUACAGCCACAGCUCCGCCUAUGCACUUUGCCCACAUCCGCGCAACGUGCCCGAUGACAUUCUGGAGCUGGUGCGUCAAAAGAACUCUCUAGUCAUGGUCAACUUCGCAACGGACUUCAUCUCCUGCACGGCCUCUGAUCGCGAUGACGGGAUACCCGAUGAGGACCCUGAACAUGCGACUUUAGAACGCGUCGCCGACCAUAUCAUUCACAUUGGGAAGCUCGUCGGCUUUGCACAUGUUGGCAUAGGCAGUGACUUCGAUGGUAUUCCGACAGUCCCACGUGGCCUCGAAGAUGUUUCCAGAUUUCCAAGUCUGAUCGCGGAGUUGCUGAAACGGGGAGUGAGUGACGCGGAUGCAAGCAAGGUGGCAGGCGGUAACUUGCUGAGAGUCUGGGCGGACGUCGAUCAAGUGGCACUUCAAAUGCAGGCCGAGGGAGUUCCUCCCGCCGAGGACUCCUGGUAG
This is a messenger RNA of Penicillium canescens, 1236 nucleotides long. Its product is annotated as putative dipeptidase. Gene Ontology annotation, molecular function: metallodipeptidase activity. The record is from RefSeq and is a predicted model, not a curated record. The transcript is spliced from 4 exons. Gene Ontology annotation, biological process: proteolysis. Bases 1 to 1236 code for a protein of 411 amino acids. NCBI's taxonomy places the organism in Eukaryota, Fungi, Ascomycota, Eurotiomycetes, Eurotiales, Aspergillaceae.